Camelina sativa (false flax) is the source of this 1625-nucleotide messenger RNA. RefSeq lists its product as uncharacterized. Lineage: Eukaryota; Viridiplantae; Streptophyta; Magnoliopsida; Brassicales; Brassicaceae. The record is from RefSeq and is a predicted model, not a curated record.
AAACCCAACAAUUAUCUGAACUGGGUCAGGUCUCGGGUUCGGGUCAAUAAAUCUGAUCGGGUCUUUUUUCGGUUCCGACGAGUCAAUGGUAGGUCAAUGUCGGCGUAUAUGAUCCGAUAAACCGAGAUUCUAUGUGUAUGAUGUUGAACACAUAACAUCAUAUACUUCAUACAUGUGACCAUGCAAUACAUAUAGGUGAUGUAGUUGAGUGUCCUUUAUCAUAGUUGGCAUGUGUGGCCAUGCAUUCCGCCAUACUUCAGGUAGCUCACAAAAUAUCCAAAAAAGAAUCUUGAAUUAGUUAGUCCCCUUUGUCAAUUUCUUCCAAUUCCAAGGUCUCCGGUGUGCCGCCGAUUCCGUUUCUCUUUCCCCUGUUUUUGCUCUCCGACGUCCUCCUUACCUUUUUUUCCUCGUUUAAUUACGUGCCGCCAAAUGUCUCUCGCGUCGGACUCCACCGUGCCAACUGUUUCCACGGUCACCGUAUCUUACUCGGAGCUCAAGCAGAGCGACAUAGAUUUGUCUGAGAGGAUUGAACAAGGAUUUGGACCUAAUGGACUUGGAAUCCUCUCGGUUAAAGAUGUACCAGGGUAUUCAGCUUUACGAAAGAAUCUACUUCAGCUUGCACCUAGGUUAGCUGGUCUUCCUGAAGAGGUGAAGAGAGAGCUUGAAGAUGCUCAUAGUAGGUACAAUUUUGGUUGGAGUCAUGGCAAAGAGAAACUUGAAUCUGGGAAGCUUGACGUGUUGAAGGGUUCCUACUAUGCUAACCCUCUACAAGAUGUACCAACAAGUAAUCCAUAUGAAAUAAAGCGGUAUCCAUCAUAUUGUGGAUCAAACAUAUGGCCAAGGAAUUCUUUACCGGAGCUCGAAGGAGCUUUCAAAGCUCUUGGUAGUCUGAUGUUCAAAGUUGGGCUUAUGGUAGCUUACCACUGUGAUCAAUAUGUGUCAAAGGGCGUAAAACAACAUGAAGAGCAAAAUCUUGAAAAGAUACUACUUGACUCUCGAUGUCACAAAGGACGUCUACUUUAUUAUUUUCCUGCACAAGAUAGCACGAUGCAUGACAACGAUUCCAUCUCAUCUUGGUGUGGAUGGCAUACGGACCAUGGUUCACUCACAGGUCUUACUCGUGCAAUAUUUUCUAGAGAUUCAGUGGAAGUACCUUGUCCAGAUCCUGAUUCUGGCUUAUACAUACAAACACGGUCUGGUCAGAUCGUAAAGGUUGUGUAUGGGGAAGAUGAAAUAGCAUACCAAAUAGGCGAGACAACAGCAAUUCUGUCAAGGGGUUAUCUUUGUGCUACACCUCAUUGCGUACGGGCGCCACAAGGAGAGGAGGCUCGUGGUCUAGAGCGAUCGACAUUUGCAUUGUUCAUGCAACCUGACUGGGAUCAGAAGCUAACAUUCCCAAAGGAAGUUACAAUCGAUGAAGAGUUAUCUCUCUCUGACAGCGUCUUGACGUUUGGAGAAUAUACAGAGAAACUGCUUAACAAAUACUACGAUACAAAACCAUAAGACCCUCCCCUUUUAAUUCACUCUGUAAAUGACGAUUCCAUUGGUGUAAGAUAUAAGAUACAAUCUCACCAACUUAGUACGUUAUUUGAUUUUUAAUAUAUGGUUUUAGUUUGAAGUUUGAA